UGGUUGUUUGAACGACGACAUUGCAACUAAAAUAUGAAGCAACGUCCGACUAGAUAGCUUGGGUCCGUGGAGGAAGUUCUCUUUAAACCGGAAAAAGAUCCAUACCGUUGCAGCUCGAGGUACAAGGAAAGAGAGAGAGAGAGAGAAAUGGAAAAGGAAGGUGAAGACGAGGAGAACACCAUAGAAGAAGCAAGCAACUCAGCUGAGGACGUAAGGAGUGAAGAGGAAGAUGAAAAGAUCAGAGGUACAGUCGCUGAACUGGUUGAUCCAGUAGAUUCCACAGAAGAAGGCUCCACGGAUCCAUCUAACUCAUACACGUUUGGUUUCCAAGAUCAUGAUGUCAAUGAAUCUGAUAUGGAGGAAGAAGAGAAGGUUCUUGAGUUUUUCAGACGUAAUAGUGGUUUAAUACCAUAUAUCGACGAGAGAAACAACUUCCCAUAUCUCAACAAGUCUCAAGGAAUGGUACUUGAGUUCCAGGAAGACACUCCUGCAGAAACAGAACAAGCAAAUGCAAAUAUAGUGUUCCACAGUUUCAAUGAUAGCAAUGAGUUUGCCGAUCAAAGCACAGUGAAUCUGAAUUCACCGGAAGUACCAGAAGAAAUCAAGUCAUCAUCAGCUUCAGAUAAGGAUACAGAUGAUUCCUCCAGUGACUCUGACCAUGAUUCAAGCCUUUCCAGGUAUUACUUUGACGGGUCCUUACCGGUUUCAGCUCAUGUCGAAGAACUUGAGACCCAUCAAGAUGAAUCUUCUUCUGUACGUAAAGAUGAAAACCAGAUGCCUCUGCUCUGCCCCAAGCAACCCGUGCUGCAACCAACUUCGUGGAGGAAUUGCUGCGGACUCCUAGAGCUUCUCCGGGCUGCUGAUCUGUAAAAGUUGACCUCAGGCAAACCAAGAUUAUGGUCUUUUGGUAACCAAUCCUAAAUGUUGUUACAAUUGUUGGCAAGCGAACGUUGAUAAAAGUUGUUAAGCAGAUUCCAUUAUACUUUUUGUACGGAUAUCCUUAGAGUUUAAGGGGCCCAGCCGAAUACUAUUAAGCCCAAUUACGACAUGUUUAGCAAAUCGUAUUGACUCGUGUCUUUGUUGUUGGACAUGUAGUAAAGUAAUAAUGUAUCAAUGAUCUUAAGGUAAAGGAUUUAAAGUUA
Messenger RNA from Eutrema salsugineum, 1142 nucleotides. RefSeq lists its product as uncharacterized. The record is from RefSeq and is a predicted model, not a curated record. The coding region runs from base 148 to 870 and encodes 240 amino acids. The transcript has 2 exons. NCBI's taxonomy places the organism in Eukaryota, Viridiplantae, Streptophyta, Magnoliopsida, Brassicales, Brassicaceae.